UUUUUGUGAGCAACUAAUUUCCUAAUUCUCGAAACCCCAAAUUGGCACUGCCGUGCCGGCGGAAAUGGCGGCCCAGGGCACACACCUCCUCCAAUUAGUUCUGUCCUGCCGGAAAAUCACGGCGCAGGUGACGUGCAGCAGCUCGAAGUCGAUCGUAGCCAUGGCCUCAUCGACCGAGGAAGAGUUCAUCAAAGCUUACAGAGCGAAAUUGAACCGGUUCCCACGGUCGAGCAUCUACUGGGACUCGAAGACCGCAUCGCGAAUCGGCGAUAAGAUCGGGAUCCGCCUCCAAGAGAAGGGCGUGUCGAGCGUGGGAAUCGACGUGCGGGAGGAGCUGUCGAGGCCUAUCCACUACCGCAGGCUGCUGGGGCCCUUCUUCGAAUCGGUGAAGCGGACUGGAAUCACCGUCAGCGGCGCCGAGGAUUUGGUUUUCCUCGGCCGGUGAUUGAUUGGUGAGGUAGUGCAAUUGGAUCAUCUACGCAGACGCAUUUGUUUAAUUCUGUUUUGGAUUUUGAGAUAGUAUUGUCUGUUUAUACAAUUUUGAGCUGGUGUUUAAUAACUGCUCAAAUUCGGAAUGAUGGAUUGAGCAAAUAGUGGUGCUAACUAUGUUGAUAGAAUCAUCUUCAAAAAUCAAUUGCAUAUAUUUUGCAUUUCGGUUUA
Messenger RNA from Salvia splendens (bonfire salvia), 660 nucleotides. RefSeq lists its product as uncharacterized. The transcript has a single exon. Lineage: Eukaryota; Viridiplantae; Streptophyta; Magnoliopsida; Lamiales; Lamiaceae. Gene Ontology annotation, cellular component: ribosome. The coding region runs from base 65 to 445 and encodes 126 amino acids. The record is from RefSeq and is a predicted model, not a curated record. Gene Ontology annotation, molecular function: structural constituent of ribosome; 5S rRNA binding. Gene Ontology annotation, biological process: translation.